Molecule: messenger RNA, 778 nt
Organism: Musca vetustissima
Lineage: Eukaryota; Metazoa; Arthropoda; Insecta; Diptera; Muscidae
Product: rhythmically expressed gene 2 protein-like
Exons: 1
Coding region: 1-762 (253 amino acids)
Source: RefSeq, a predicted model, not a curated record
AUGUCCAAUACACGACUAAUAAACAAUUUAAAACGCUUCCGGUUGGUGACAUUUGAUAUAACCGAUACAUUGGUACGUUUUAGUAAACCACCUGCAAUACAAUAUGCCAAAACCGCUGCCCAACUUGGAGUCACUGACAUCGAUCAAAGUACAUUGGAGGCAUGUUUCAAAAAGGAAUUCAAAGCAAUGAAGAAACAACAUCCCAACUGGGGUUACCACACACCGAACUUUACCUGGCAGGAAUGGUGGACAUCGCUUGUAAAAAAUAUUUUCCUUUGUGUAAAACCCGACAUUGAUCCUAAGAAACUACAAGAGGUAGCGGAAACUUUAGUACGUAUCUAUCGUACCAAGGAAUGUUAUUGCCACAUGGAUGGUGGAGUUGAAUUAGUUGAUAAGGUACGAAAUAGUGGCAAGAAAAUUGGUGUGAUAUCAAACUUUGAUCCCAGUCUCAGGCAAGUUCUGGAAGAAGUAAAAUUAGCUGAUAAAUUUGAUUUUAUACUCACGUCAUAUGAUGUGGGUUUUGAAAAACCUCACAAAGAGAUUUAUGACGCCUGCUUAAAAAAGUGCAAUGUACAGUCAAAUGAAGCACUACAUAUAGGAAAUAUGUAUGCUAUGGAUUAUGAAGGGGCCCGUAAUGCUGGCUGGAGCAGCAUUCUUAUUACAUCCAACGAAGAAGAUCUCGAAAAAACUCAACCAACUCAUGGUUAUCGAAAUAUUAAAGAUUUACUAAAGGCUUUAGACAAUGAAGGUAUUAAAUGGUAGUUUAAUAAGAUAACUC